CUGAUCGAGCAACCGCCGUGUACGGAUAGAACGGGUCAAAAUAAUCAUAAAAAAUAUUAUAUUAUAGAAUUGUAUAUUAUAGAACUAUAUAUUAUAGAACUUAUCAAAAAUCUUGAAUAUUUAACUUAGAGGAGUUUAAAAAUUGAAAUGAGAUAUAUAUAUAAAAAAUCAACUAAUAUCUCAGUUUCCGAAUAGUCAAUUUUUUCUCCGAUGUAGAUAUCCAAAUAGUAUUUCCAUUAAUAUGCAUUUACAAUUUAAAAAAAUCCAUAAAAAAAUAAUUCACCAUAGCUACCUUAAAUCUUCAUCUGUGAUUUUGAAACACUUCUUAUAUUAUGAUUUGUGGUCAGGAAGUGAUAAAAUAACCACAUCCUGAAUUAUUAAAAUAAUCUCGGGUAGAGAGAGACGAAGUAAUUCAGAAGUAUAUUAAAUACUUCGCAUUGUGUAUAAGAGCUGCAUAACAAUUAUUACAUUCAAAUGUAACAUUGCUAAAACAAUGUAAUAGUAUAAACUAGAAGAUGUGCAAGUAAAAGAAAUAUAUAUAUAUAAAAAAGUAUGUGUACAACAAUACAAUAAAGUGCGAUAAAGAUACAAAAUAAAUACGGUCUGUAAAACAUACUGAUACAUAAAAAUAUAAUAAAGAAACAAGAAGCAAGAUCUACUGAAAGUAUCAUGACAACUAAGUUUGCGAUCAAGCACAAAGACUCUUCUGUUUUAAACGAAAACAAGUUACUGCAAGAAAAGAAGUGCCAGAGCUAUAAGCAAUCCGACCUGAAGAAAUGCGGACAAUUGUCUUUUGGUUGGUCAAUCUUAAGUGUCUUCGUGGUUUAUUGGUUUAUUCUGUGUCCCUUAAUUUUGGCAAUAUGCGAUACGUCGAAGACGCAUUGGCUCUCAUAUUGGCCUUUUCUUUUCUGGAUAGUUGCGUUUCUAAUAUGGGUCAUGAUCAUGUGUGCACUUGUAAUCUCUUGGAGAUAUUUACAGACUCGACAAGAUCCCGAAAUCAGUCUUAUGACUUCAAAAUAUGGUUCGGAUGAUAUGGCAAAACUUUUAAAUGCUCAUCAGAUAUCUUCAAGAAAUGCAAAUUUUCCCGAAACAAAAAAAACAAAUAAUCUGUCAGAUCAAGAAGCAAAGAAUGAUUCUGAUAAUUUUCGUAGAAAAGAUUUAUCACCUCUGGUGAUACAUAAACAAAUGUUCGGUGAAAACAUCGAUGAUAUUGGUGUUGUGCACGUUGAAAAGGAUGAGAAUGAGCUGAAUGAUGCCAAUGAUUACAUCGAGAAAAGUUCCUUGCAAGACUGUUCGAAGAUAGUAACCGUAUUGUCUUCAAAGGAUGAAGUAAAGUCGCCGAAAUCUCCGAUGACGCCAAGAGAAUUGUUUUUCAUCGAUCUGAUUCGUGAAGCGGAAAAAGCUGAGAACACAAAAUGUGAUACAGAAAAAGAAGAGGAAAUAAAGAAGAACACAAAUAUAACGAACGGAAAGGAUAUAGAAAAUAUUGAAGAUGAGAAGAAUGAGAAGAUAAGUAGAAAUAUGAAGUGCGAAUCGAAUUACUUUAUAGCAGAUGUGGAGAGUCCAGUUAACGAAAAAACGGAGGUUUUUCUUCAAAUCGAUUCGAGCGUAGAGGAGCAAUUGGAAAUAAACGUGGAAAAACCAAUUUUAAUAUUACAAUCCAACAAAGAAAAUGUAUAAAAAUUAUCCAUUUUACGAGCUAAUUUGAUUAUUAAUAUAAUUAUAAUAAUUAAAAAAACAAAAAGUUUGACAAAAAAGAAAAAUCUUUGAUAAGAAAAAAUGUUUUGAAGAAAUGCUAUUAUAAGAAUAAAGAAGAUAAUGUUAUUAAUAAAUAAAUUUAUUGAAUCUUCUAUAUAUUUAUUUUCUAUUAUCCUUCUCCUCUUUAUUCACUCCUCUGCAAAUACUAUGGCUAUUAUCUUAUAUGUAUAGAUAUAUUUUUUGUUCAAUUUAGAGUCUAUAUAAUAUUUAAAUGAUGUAACAUCGGAAAUUUGAAGAUACUAAGAUUGUAAGUAAAAUUCUAUUAAGAUAAUCCCU
Odontomachus brunneus is the source of this 2034-nucleotide messenger RNA. RefSeq lists its product as uncharacterized. NCBI's taxonomy places the organism in Eukaryota, Metazoa, Arthropoda, Insecta, Hymenoptera, Formicidae. The transcript has a single exon. The record is from RefSeq and is a predicted model, not a curated record. Bases 670 to 1680 code for a protein of 336 amino acids.